AUGCAAGUCAAGAGUUUCAAAUCUGCCCAGGUCAUCAAGGGUGUGCAUAUCCGAAAAGCCACCAAAUACCUGAAAGAUGUCACUUCGAGGAAGAAAUGUGUGCCAUUCCAGUGGUACAAUGGGGGAGUUGGCAGGUGCACCCAGUGGGGCUGGACACAGGGUCUGCGGUCAAAAAAGAGUGCUGAAUUUUUGCUGCGCAUGCUAAAAAAUGCAGAGAGUAAUGCUGAGCUUAAGGGUCUAGACGUAGAUUCUCUGGUCAUCGAACACAUCCAGGUGAACAAAGCACCUAAGAUGUGUAAACGAACUUACAGAGCUCACAGCCGGAUUAACCCACACAGGAGUUUCCCCUGCCACAUCGAGAUGAUCCUCACGGAGAAGGAACAGAUUGUUCCAAAGCCAGAAGAGGAGGUUGCACAGAAGAAAAAGAUAUCCCAGAAGAAACUGAAGAAACAAAAACUUACGGUACGGGAAUAA
Messenger RNA from Mesocricetus auratus (golden hamster), 474 nucleotides. RefSeq names its product 60S ribosomal protein L17-like. The coding region runs from base 1 to 474 and encodes 157 amino acids. The transcript has a single exon. Gene Ontology annotation, biological process: cytoplasmic translation. Gene Ontology annotation, cellular component: ribosome; cytosolic large ribosomal subunit. The record is from RefSeq and is a predicted model, not a curated record. Lineage: Eukaryota; Metazoa; Chordata; Mammalia; Rodentia; Cricetidae. Gene Ontology annotation, molecular function: structural constituent of ribosome.